ACUAUGGUUACUUCUCUUCGCAAUUAGCUCUCUUUCUCUCUCAUCUCAUUUCAAAAAGAUCUACUGAAUCCAUAGGGUUUCGACCCGCUAAAUUCCCAAUUUUUUCGCAUAAAAUCCAUCAAUUUUUCAAUUCAUUUCAUCUUACUGAUUACUGUAUAUGGAGACUCAACCAUAAAUGGAAUUUCAUCGGAGAAAUAUUGAUAAGCGACCUCGGAAACGGCCUCGUUUGACAUGGGAUGUAGGGCCUUCAAUUCAGCCUCCAAUUCCACUAAUUCAUAAGGUUCUUCCAACAAUAUACUGUGGGAAAGAGUUUGGAAAUGGAGCAGGGCUGAAUUAUGCUUAUUCAUCAAUGUAUUACAAAGGGAUCCCUCAUAACGGAUCCCCUCCUCGGAGGCUGGAUGAUAAAGAUGGCCACUAUGUGUUUUCCAUUGGGGAGAACUUAACUCUUCGCUAUAGGAUACUUAGCAAAAUGGGGGAAGGGACUUUUGGACGAGUCCUUGAAUGCCUUGACAAUGAAACGAAGGAACUUGUGGCAAUUAAAGUUGUUCGUUCAAUACAUAAAUAUCGAGAAGCAGCAAUGAUUGAGAUAGACGUCCUACAGAAACUUGUCAGGCAUGAUCUUGGUGGCAAACGUUGUGUGCAAAUAAGGAAUUGGUUUGACUAUCGUAAUCAUAUAUGUAUUGUUUUUGAGAAGCUUGGUCCAAGCUUAUACGAUUUUCUUCGCAAAAACAGCUAUCGUUCAUUUCCCAUUGAUCUUGUCCGGGAGUUUGGAAGACAACUUUUGGAGUCUGUAGCAUUUAUGCAUGAUCUGCGGCUGAUUCACACUGAUCUGAAGCCAGAAAAUAUUCUCCUUGUUUCGUCGGAGUACAUUAAAGUUCCAGAUUACAAGUUCCUGCUUCGACCUGCAAAAGAUGGUUCCUACUUCAAGAAUGUACCUAAGUCAAGUGCUAUUAAGCUCAUUGACUUCGGCAGCACUACAUUUGAACAUCAGGAUCAUACUUAUGUGGUGUCUACACGGCAUUACCGUGCUCCAGAGGUUAUCUUAGGUCUUGGAUGGAACUAUCCCUGUGAUAUGUGGAGUGUAGGUUGCAUACUUGUUGAGCUUUGCUCUGGUGAGGCUCUUUUCCAAACACAUGAGAACUUGGAGCAUCUUGCGAUGAUGGAAAAGGUGCUAGGGCCUCUUCCUCAGCACAUGGCUGUGAGAGCUGACCGCCGUGCUGAGAAAUAUUUUAGAAGGGGUGCAAGGUUGGAUUGGCCAGAACGUGCAACUUCAAGUGAAAGUAUGAGGGCCGUCUGGAAAUUGCUUCGUCUCCCGAACCUGAUAAUGCAGCAUGUGGAUCACUCUGCUGGAGAUCUCAUUGAUCUUUUGCAAGGGCUGCUUUGUUAUGAUCCAACUGAACGGCUGAAAGCCAGAGAAGCAUUACGACACCCCUUCUUCAGUAGAGACCUGAGAAGGUGUGGUUAUCCAAUGUAAUUGACAACCUUUUAUUUUCAUGUGUGUUUCAGUUAAAAAGAUGUGUGAAUGAGCCCUUGUAAUGAAAUAUCCUCCUCUUCUCUUUCUCUAACCCCCCCCCCCCCCAAGGAAGAAAAUGAAAUGAAAAGAAAAGAUUACCAAGAUAGAAGAUCAAGUAAGGAUUCACAUGUGAUAUUUCCAGUUUGUCUGUCCUUGGGUGUGUUGCUUCUCGUCAACUUUUAUUUUUCACUUGUUAGUGCACUAAUCAUCCUGUCUCUCAGCUAUUACGUUUUUGGGUUAUGGCUCUUCUGUGGUGUGAUAGUAUGAAA
This is a messenger RNA of Solanum dulcamara, 1782 nucleotides long. RefSeq names its product serine/threonine-protein kinase AFC1. Gene Ontology annotation, biological process: protein phosphorylation. Bases 176 to 1474 code for a protein of 432 amino acids. The record is from RefSeq and is a predicted model, not a curated record. The transcript is spliced from 12 exons. NCBI's taxonomy places the organism in Eukaryota, Viridiplantae, Streptophyta, Magnoliopsida, Solanales, Solanaceae. Gene Ontology annotation, cellular component: nucleus. Gene Ontology annotation, molecular function: protein kinase activity; ATP binding.